Somion occarium is the source of this 403-nucleotide messenger RNA. The record is from the annotation of a GenBank genome assembly. NCBI's taxonomy places the organism in Eukaryota, Fungi, Basidiomycota, Agaricomycetes, Polyporales, Cerrenaceae.
AACGCGGCUGUCUUCCCAGAACCUUGAAUUAUAUGGCAACUUCUCGCGCCUUCGAAGAUGGAAAGAGACAGCGUUGCAAUGCUCUUCCCUUUGUAUCCGCCUUAUUGGCGUGCGGGGAUAGCUCACCCAAUCAAACAGUAUCAUGAAUUCACGAUCCGCUCUCAUGCCUCAUGUGAAUGUAUGUUACCGGCGAUUCGGACUAGAUCUAAUGCAUCAAUCAAACUGUCAAGUCCUGUUUAUGAACUCAUUGUCGAAGCUGAUUCUGAUCACAAGCUUGAUGCCUCAGUCUCUAGUAAACUCUCUAUGGCUCAUGUUUCCGUGAGAACAAAACAUCAGUCCUAGAGUCCUCAUGCAGCUCUGAGGCAGUGGCGCACUCGAUCCUACACUUCACCAGAGAUGAGUC